AUGAGCGCUGUUGAUCCAGCGCAGGUGGAGCAGGCGAAGCUGGCCCCGAUCACCGCGGACACCCGUCGCAAGGCGCGCCGGGCUUUAAACGUGAUGAAGGCUGCCGAUCCGGACUUCACGUUCACGGAGGACACCGUCGUCACCUGGCGUGCGCUCCGUGCAGUCCUGCCGAAGGAAUCUCGCAUCACUGCGAACCUUCUGAGGAGCCAGCAGUCCACUGUGCAACGCAAGGCCGCUGUGGGUAAGAAGUACCACAUGCAGUACGAAGCCGCGUGCAAACAUCCUGACCCCAGGGCCUUCCAGUACUUGGUGAACCCGCGGGACGUCCCAGACUUGCCGUCGGGCGUUGACCCGGACGCCGUCUGGGUUGCCCAGUGGAAGUGCGACCCAGAUUGGUUGGGAGGCGACGCGUGGCACAUUAAUUGCGAGGCUGCUGCCGUCCGGACGCUGACCCUGGAUGACCAGGGGGGCUCGGGCGCGCCUCCGUCCCUCUCAGACCGCAGCCCCGGCGCGGACGCGCCAAGCCCCGCCCCCGCUGGUGGAGGCGGGGGCUCGCCCCCGCAGGCGGAGCCCCGGACCGAGGGCGGAGGCUCGCCCCGGACCGAGGGCGGAGGCUCGCCCCGCGCCUCCGAGGCGGACGCGGCGAAUGACUCUGGGGAUGAGGACGUCGCGGUGACCAUGAAGAAGCUCUGCGGGCAUUUGAAGGCGCGCGCGGAGCAGCAGAGGAUUGCGAAGGCGCACUUGAACGACACUGGUUCCGUGCAGUUUUGGGCGGAGCGCUUCGCCGCUGAUUUGGUGAAGAAGACCCCCCCGCCUGCGCCGCGCGACGUGAGCGCGCAGACGUUCAUCCUGAAGACGUUGCGGGGCGCGCCGUGUUACGACGACCUGGCGCCCUUCGCUGCCGUGAUCGAGCGGUGGGUCAGCUGGCAGGGGAACGCGGCGCCCGUGGCGAGCUGGCAGCCUCUCGGCAGCGCCAUUAUCGAGCUGCACGCGACGCCCGUGCAGACCCAGAUCGCUCUCGGGGCCCAGUUGGAUUUCAAGGAGCAGCGGAAGUUCCUCUCCAGCCCGCUCGUGGCCGAUCUCCAGCGCAAGCAGCUGGCCAUGCAGAUCGAUGUCCUGAAGACGAGGUGCGCCCACGGCGUGGGCCCCGCCGCGGCCCGCGAGCAGGCUGGGGAACUCGUGAAGAACGCGGAGCGCAUCGGGACGAAGAGCCAGAUGCAGGAGGUCUCUUUGGCGCGCGCCAUGGGCGGGACCAUGCCAGAGGAGGAGAAAGUGGCGUACUUGGUCGCUGAGCCCGAGCGCUGGGAGACGCUUCGCCCCUGGUGGCCCAAGCACGAGUAUUUCGACCAUAUGCACAAGGUGGUGAGCGGCGCCAAGAGCGGCGUGAAGGACAUGGACCUCGACUUCUUCAUUGAGUUUGCACCUCGCGUUUACGAGAGGGAGGAGCUGCUGAAGCUCGUGGCAAACCCGACCACGCGGGCAGUGUUGAUGACGAUGAAGAACUUGUCUGGGCGCGCCAGCGCGGCUACAGGCUCAUCUGGCCAGACGGGUUUGGGCAACGCCAACGUGGCGGCGCUCCCAGAUCCCUUGAACGGCACGGAGGAGCAGCUUAAAGAGUGGGCUGACAUGUGGGAGUGCAUCGGGCAAGCGAACAAGGCGAUUUUGGCCAAGGAGAGCACGUCGUUGGGCCCCUUGCUGCGGGCCUUGAAGGAGCACGCGGAGCAGGCGGCCAAGGCUGCGAAGGACGCGGCCAAGGCGACCGAGGACGCGGGUCAGCAGAGGAAGGACGAGAGCAAGGCGGGGAAGCGCCCCGCCGACGGCGCGGCGGCAGGCGCGCCAGACCCGAAGAAGGCCAGGAGUCCGCCGCUCCAGGUCGGCGACAUCUUCUACCUCACCGUGAUGAAGAAAAAAGAGGAUUGGGAGAAUUGCAAGGCUGAGGUCACGAGGAUCUCGCCGCCGUCGCUGACCUCGGAGCUGACGGCAACUGUGGAGAUGCUGGGGGGGAACAAGAAAGGCCGCAAGAGGGGUGUGCUGCUGACGCAGAUCCGCUUGGCGGGCGAUGGGGCCGCGGCCGCCAACGGAGCCCAGGCCGCCGCGCCGGGGGCCCCUGGCGGCGGCGCCGCGGCGCCGGAGGAGGCGCCGCUGGCGAACGUGGCGGCGGCGAUCCUCGGGGGCGACAGCGACUGA
Messenger RNA from Prorocentrum cordatum, 2187 nucleotides. NCBI's taxonomy places the organism in Eukaryota, Dinophyceae, Prorocentrales, Prorocentraceae. The record is from the annotation of a GenBank genome assembly.